This is a messenger RNA of Dromaius novaehollandiae (emu), 2373 nucleotides long. RefSeq names its product refilin B (gene RFLNB). NCBI's taxonomy places the organism in Eukaryota, Metazoa, Chordata, Aves, Casuariiformes, Dromaiidae. The record is from RefSeq and is a predicted model, not a curated record. Gene Ontology annotation, molecular function: filamin binding. Gene Ontology annotation, cellular component: actin filament bundle. Gene Ontology annotation, biological process: negative regulation of bone mineralization involved in bone maturation; actin filament bundle organization; negative regulation of chondrocyte development. The coding region runs from base 114 to 758 and encodes 214 amino acids. The transcript is spliced from 3 exons.
UGCCGGCGGAGCCGGGACGGGACGGGACGGUCCGGGCUGGGCUGGGACGGGACGGGACGGUCCGGGACGGGACGGACGGAGCGCAGCUGAGCGGGGCCGGGCCGGGCCGGGCCAUGGUGGGGCGGCUGAGCCUGCGGGAGGUGCCCGAGCUGCCGGACGCGAGGAAGCGCGGCGACGGGGUGCUGGACAGCCCCGACUCCGGGCUGCCCCCCAGCCCCGGCCCGGGCCACGGCGCCUGGCUGCUGCCGGCGGGCAGCCCCGAACGCCGCUCGCCCGCAGGCCUCCCGGAGCCCGACGGGGCCGCGCCGCCCGCCGCCAGCUCCGCGUUCUCGCCCGGCCCCCCGCUCCCCGGCUGCCCUCCCCGCCUCUGCGCCCUCUCCUUCGGCGAAGGCGUCGAGCUCGACCCCCUGCCUCCGAAGGAAAUAAGGUACACGUCCUCGGUCAGAUACGACUCGGAGAAGCACUUCAUCGACGACGUCUACAUGCCCAUGGGCUUGAGCGUUUCCUCCUGCAGCCAGACGGUCGUCUGCGUCCCCAACUGCACGUGGCGCAGCUACAGGGCGGAGGUCCGCUUCGAGCCCCGCCACAAGCCCCUGCGCUUCACCAGCACCACCAUCGUCUACCCCAAGCACGCCAAGACUGUGUACACCACCACGCUGGGCUACAACUGCCGGAAAUCCCUGCGGCGCUUCCUCUCCAGCGUCGAGCUGGAAGCCGCGGAGGCCCCGGGCAGCGACUGCCUCCCGGACGGUUGCUGACUGGCGGCUGUCGCUGCUGCCGGGGUCGGUCCCGGGCCCCUCCGAGCCGCUGCGCCGGCUCCCCGCUAGCCGGAGGGGAGCAGAUCCCAACGCUCCGGCCGGGCUGGGGGCCCCCCCCCGUCGCCACCUCUGUCUCAGCUCUUAUUCCUGCUUUAAGCGCCCCAACGGCCCGAACCCGGUCUCCUGCGGGAGCAUCCCUUAGCGAGGAGCUUGUUCCGUCGCCCUGGAAGUUGUUAGUUCCCUCCCUCCCCUCCGCUGCAGCGCGGUGAUCAGGCGAAAAGGGGGGGAGAUGUUUUCCCAGAGGAAAAGGUAGCUGCUGUCUCGCAGGUAAGAAAGAACCAGGAAUAGUGUCUGGCAGGUGGAAGUAUCGCUGACGUUUGGUAUCGGCGUAUUGCAAAAAUAAGGGCAGUUCACUCUUGCAGAAAAGCUGCCAGCUCGUUUGAUGACACACCAAGAGAGCCAUCGUGUGUGUCAGCUUAAACCGCGGGACUGUUUCCUCCUGAAAUCUGCUGGAAAAAGCUAACCGGGAGACAGGCUGGAACUCCGCAUUGCACAGAUAGAAGAGGUCGUCCUGCCGCGGUCGUGUCUGGCUUGGGGGGGGAUGUGGAAAGAGGGGUUCGGGGCAGGGCGGGGGGUGGCUGCUCCCGCGGCCAGGCGGGGACGGGGUUGUUUGUGUCACCCGGGUGGACGGAACAGCCGUCUUUGGUACCGGUACCGAUUCCUACAGCCCAGUCGUCUCGGUGCAACGCGCUAACGCUCGCGUGUGGGUAGCUGGGCUUGCAACGAAGAACAGCAGAGCCGGUGCGGCGUCCCCCCGGGCCCGCUUUUAAAGCGGGUGCCCGGCCCCAAGGGUGACGGUGUCCGGGGCGAGGCUGCUGCGGGCUGUGCCGGGUGGUCGCGCGGCUGUGACCGCCGGCGCGGAGGGUCCCUACCGCCCGCGUGGGCCGAACCGAACCGGGGACCGAAGACGCAGCGGGGCAGGAAGGCUCGCGCGCGUGUGGUUUGGUGUCUGUGGGUUUUACUUAUUUAUUAGCUCGGAACAGAAUGUCCUUAAUCCUUGGUACUCGCCUCGGAAAAGCAGAUCCUAAACGAUUCCAGGGCGACGCAGAAGGCCGAAUUCCGGGAGCCUUUGCUGGUGCCGGGAGCAGCGCGGGCUUCUCCUUAGACUCGCUGGUCUCAGUAUUUAGGAGCAGUAUUUAGGAGAUGCUUCUUAAAUGCACGCCGCGGUCCUCCCUUAAGCCUGGCUCCCGAUAGGGCUUAUCCUUACUUCUUCCUACUUCAAUUAGAAAUGAAAUGACCCUACGUUAUGCCUUUAGGAUAAAACACCUGAUCUAUAAAGCGAGCAGAUUUAACGAUGUUCCUCUCAAACGUAUUUUAAUGGGUAGAGAUGCUUUUUAAAUUAUUGGUGAUCCGACAUUUGCGAAGCUCCGAUCAGCUCUCUGCAAGUGCUCCAGUGUCUGGGACCUUCCCCAUCUCCUCCUCUUAGUUUUCUCAUUUAACUAAUAAUAAAUGGUCUGAAAACUGUAAUAUAGGGAAGUCUUUUUAUUUUUUAUUCAAAAAUCUUCGGUGUUUGUUAUGGUAUUUACUUAGAAAUAAAUACAUAAUAUAUCCUGCC